AUGGCUCCGGACGAUCACAACCAGAAUGAUCGUGACGACAAGUCAGACAAGGCUAGCAGUGGCAAACCUAAGAAGUCUAGAGGUUCCAAGGGCUCUAAGACUCAGAACAAUCCUAACCAGGAUAGCCCGCACAACAAGCCUAUCACGUGGACUGAUGAUGCUGAUCGCGCUCUUCUACUCUCGAUGGUGUUGAACAGUUGUGGUAAUGGCCAGAGACGUAAAUCUGGCUUGUCUAAAGUUUCUUGGCCAAGUGUAGCCGACACCAUGAGAGCAAUUGGUUACAGUAUUAGUAAGGAUUCGGUCAACCAACGCUUCCUGAAGCACAUCAUCAAAGACGCACAGAAGACCUGGCCGGGAUUGAAGGCUCACCAUAACCUCCCAGGUAAUGACCAGGCGGAUAACGGCGAUGAUAUUCAGGAGGCGGGUGGUCCUCCUCGUCAGCCCAUUGUGCAACCUCGUCGCCCACCGCAUGGAGCCCCUUCGCACACGGGUGCACCAAACCCUAGUAACAUGGCUCCUCACAGCUAUGUUGGCGUGCCGACGUACAACCCUAGCAACCCGAUGAAUGCAUCGUUUCAUGGAGUUGGCACUGCCGGUGGCUAUACCGCCAACAACGAGCAGGCCCCGAGCUUUUAUGGCACUCAUGGCAUGCACCCUAGCAUGUAUCCCGGCAUGCAGCCUUACAUGCAGCCUGGUAAUGGUCAAGGAAUGCAAUUUGGUAACGGUCAGGCAAUGGGUUCUUAUCCCGGCAUGCAGCCUAGCGAUGGCAACAUGUCACACCCGGAGAAUGCCUCUAUGCCGCUUCUUGAUCGCUCGGGAACCCCUGUCCCCAUGCAUGGAUCUCGAGCUCUCUCAAUUCGCUCCCACAGCAGUCAAUCGAUGCGUCGAAGCAGCACUCCGGCCGUGCAAUCUCGCAGUCGUCCGCAUCACCAGCACGCUACGGGCGACGAUCCCGACAAUUCUGUCGGCAGCAUUUACCCACCACCUCCGGACCCCAAUGCACCCAUGCCUGAUCCAUAUAAUCAGGGAAGGUCGUCGGGCGGUGGCACGGCAACGCCCCACAACGCUGGAAUGCAGUUCGGUGGUUCUUACACUCAGGAGUACCCGGCGCCUACUCCUGUUCAGCAGCAGCAGCAUAGCAGCAUCUUUGGUGGAGGCUUUGCGACUCACUACGAUGGCACACCCAUCGCACCAAACCUGUACAUGGAGCCUACAGGGCCGCAAUUUGGCAGUUAUCAGCAACAGGGAUUCGGCAGCGGCGUCCCGGCUCCAGAGGCGGCAUAUACCGCCGCGCAGCCUGCUCAGAACAGACCCAUGUUCGGUAUGGCCAGCAUGUCAGCCAUGAACUCUCGCGGCAACAACGCCCCUAUUGCGGACAUGGGCGUUCCGUCUACACCCGGCAACGGUGACCAGUCUCCCGAAGAAGUUCGUGCGAACAUCCUUCGCACAUACUCACCUAGAACUGCCAACAACAUAAUCAGAGACAUGGAGAGCAAGGUCCAGCACCGGGCCGGUCAAACGAAGCGCAAGGGCGACGAUCUGGACCCGCGCGCGGACGACCCUAAGAAGCCGAAGAGAGACGGUGAUGGCGGAGCUACCGCUUAA
Molecule: messenger RNA, 1605 nt
Organism: Annulohypoxylon maeteangense
Lineage: Eukaryota; Fungi; Ascomycota; Sordariomycetes; Xylariales; Hypoxylaceae
Exons: 2
Coding region: 1-1605 (534 amino acids)
Source: RefSeq, a predicted model, not a curated record